Messenger RNA from Amoebophrya sp. A25, 1768 nucleotides. The record is from the annotation of a GenBank genome assembly. NCBI's taxonomy places the organism in Eukaryota, Dinophyceae, Syndiniales, Amoebophryaceae.
AGUGAGCUCUUUAUCAUUUAUUAUCUCAAGAGUCUCAUCAAGUUCAAGUAAACUCGAUUUCAAUUUUCGGCACAAGAAAGAAGAUGCAAGAAUUGAAAAGGUACGUAUCUCGUUAAAGUUUUAUUUCACUGCUCUUGCCCCACAAGCACGAGUCUAGUGUUGCUCGUUUUUUUCGUGAAAAACAUAGCGAAGAUGCUAGCUCCUUCGCUUACGGGCGCCGAUCAGGCGUCUGUCCAGGCCUUGCAGUUGAGUCGUGACGAAAGCACGUUUUUCUUGCCGCAAAUGCUGCAAAUGCAGCCUUUGGGACAUCCGGGGCUUCCACCCGCCGCCCGCGCUGCAGUGUUUGCGGCCGCCAGCGAGCACGCGAUCCAAGAAAUGAAGGCUGUCUACCGCCGCCUCGAUCGCGACCUUGAGCAGCUUCGCGCCAACGCGAUGGAAGCCAAUUUGCUGAAUGCCACUGCGCAGGCUGCAGUGCGUGCGGGUCGUCGAGCCGCCCUCGCAUCCAUGCCUUUGAAGGAACUGUCGAGUUUGAAAUCGCUUGUCGACCAAGCAGUGGCUGAAGUCGAACAUGAUUCGAGAAAGGUCAAGCUAGGGAGUGGUUUUCUCGGCGCAAGGAAUUCAAUUCCCCCAACAGGUCCUUUUAAGGGUAGUAUAUCACUAUCCCAGGUGAACUAUGCCUAGUGGAGUCCUCCUUGAUUUAAAGGGGAAGAUGAGGGGUAAAAAGGGGAACGCACUCGACUUGGGAUAGUGACAAACUGCCUUUAAUCCUUUGCCCGGUGGGAUGAUGGUAGAUAACAAUCCUCUUCGAUUGGAACCUGGAGCCACUCGUCGUCCUCCAAGCGGUAUAGCGCCGAACGACGAGCUUCAAAAGCUGGAUGAGUUACGCGUUCGCGCAGAACGACUGGCAAAGCGGUUAGGGAACGAAAAUGAUGCCGCAGGACGAUUUCGGCGCAAUUUUGGGGAGCCACUAGAAGCAGAGCUAGCGAAAAUGCGGAACAGAUAUUCGGGUCUAGAUCAAAAGCGUAUCGAAUUGUCUUUACAUACGUCGCAGUCUCAAGCUCAAGGGUCGCAGCCUCAAACUCAAGGAGGACCUAGAAGUACCACUACACUUGGUUCUGCUCCACUAUGGCCAUUUGGUGUUGACGAAGCAGCGACGGAAGAGAUGAUCAUGGAUGAUACGCCAGUGCAGACUCAGAUAGCGAAGCGUAAAUUUUUUGCAAGAAAGUUCGGACAAGAAAGCCCAGCAGCAAACAACCCGGCGUCGUUUUCUACACCUGGUUCUACGCAACAAAAGCAGCAUGCCGUAAAACUUCUGCAGCCAGGCCCUUUUGGCGACUUCGACAGGGCGGCUUUGCUAGAACAGCGACCCUCGGGAGUGCUAGGCGAUCAACACGUUGGCCCGGCCGAGAUGGCGCGCAUGCAGCGGCGACACGAAGAGGCGCAGAUAAGCGAUCUUCGGACUCGUGCGAGGCGUCGGUCACUAGGCAUGGGGGAUGAUGUUGACGAGGAGAUUGCAGCUAGGGUUCCUCCUAAAGAGCGAUACUCAAAAGACUACAAUGCUGCUCUUGCGAGUCUACGCGACGCGAAGUUUUUUUAGCGACAGAAAACACUGUUACCGUAGUUUGAUUUAUAUACUAGCACCGCUCACUUCAAUGGCAUUGGCAAGUUUUCUUGCAGACUUUCAUGUAUUCACGAUGAAAUAAAGCAAGAGCACCGCAAUACGUGCCACUUUGUUGUGAUAAAAUCCGCCGAACCAUAAAGAAUCGAU